UGAGGUGAUGUCACCCUCACCAAUGCUGCUGGCAUGUUUUUCAUGCGGGGGAGAGGAAAUUGGUGGGGAGAGGGUGAGAAUUACCAGGAGAUAGGCAGAAAAAUCAACCAGGCGUGAGAUUCACCACAGCUCAUCUGUCAACACGCACCAUGACAAACCAGUCCUGUAAGCACUGCGUUCCUCACAAGCAAGCACACAGUGCAUGCUAUGCUUUGAACAAGGCCUGGUGUUGCCAAAAAUGAGUGUAAGAGUGUGGGAGAGUACACCUAUUUUUUUUUUACCUCUGAAUCAAGAAAGGACAGACUCAUUCCCCACUGAGGAAGGCAUAGAGCCUGCAGAAGAGUAUUUCAAGCUCUCAUUUCACAACACCAGUAGGUGGAACCUGUUUUGAAAGCAAGGUUGGAAAUUAGGUCAGUCCCCCUCUGAAAGAAAACAAUUAGGUAAGGCAGGUAAGGACGAGGGGGAAGCAAAGGCCAGUCUGGGCAGCACGAGAAAGGACAAGGGGCAGGGUAUCUCCUGAAGCCUGAGGUGAACACUGUCCCUUCCAGAUAGCUGAUACCCACUUCUGGGUCUCCAGGUGUCCCCUCCUUGUAUCCUCAAUAGUUAUUUUGAGAGGAGGGACUCAUGUAGGGUUCCUGAAACAAAACUAGCUGUUAUCAGCAUUAGACUGCUUCAGCUAAGCUUAACAUGAGAUGUCUGCAGUUCCCAGAUCUUACUUGAACACAAUAGCUGCUCAGUAAGGCUCUGGGAGCAGUGUUGGUGACUCAUGCACUGACCCACUUUCUGUUUCACAGCCAGCGACCAGGCGCAGUGCAAGGCUGAUGCUGUGGGGCCAAAACUGGGAGAAGAGACACAGCAGGUUCCUGUCACAGCCUGGCUGCUCUGUGCAGAGUGGCAGCAUCUAUGCAGAUGUGCCAUGCUCCCAAACACACUUCACAUGUUCAAGGAUGCUAAAUUUGUGCCUAUGGCAUGGAGCUCACUGUACUUUUAAUUUGUUUGAGUGAAGCACACAAUGUUUCAUUAAGAUCACCUAAUGAACACUGAGUCUAAAAAACUCAAGGAAAACAUCUUCUCUAACCACAUCAAACAGUUAGUACAUCUUUUCCUCUUCCGCAUCUGGGUAUUUUUUUUUAUUGUGUUUUUGAAGACUCGGCCAGCAGCUUUGUGCUUAGAGAAAGUAAUUGGUGCAAAGCCAGACACGGGUAGAGAAAAAAACAUCAGAAAAACACCGAAUAAAACCUCAGAAAGCAAAUCGGGUGAUCUGGAUCACUUGGGAAGACUGAGUAAGAUGGUGGUGGCUAGGGACUUGUUCAUUUGGCUUCUGGAAUGAACUGUUUUUUUUUGCUAACAAAUUUAAUCCUGAUCUAUCUAAAUCAGUAUAAAGAGUCUAGAGCUAAAGACUGACACAUCGUAACCACAGGAACAGAUUUUCCAUUUUUAACGAGAAUGAGGCUUUGCAAUGCACCAUGAUUGAAAGGACAUUUUUAGAGCAUCUACCUCAGGCAAGAUGUCCAAAUACACAGAGUCAGGAACAAAAAACAUUCUUCCAUUUUAUCCUUGUGGGGUUUAAGAAAAUCUGUAAGAAACAUGGUGAUAAUUGCUAUGCUAGAAAAUCUUAUAUUUCUGACUAUUUCUCAAAGAUCAAUGUAUUCAAUUUGAAAUUAUUAUGCAUUGAUUAGAGUAAGUUUUCACAAAUUCUUAUUAGAUAUAACCUUUUGUCUUUGUUUAUGCAGAGCCCAAGCAGGAGACAUGACUAUCAUGUUUGACGGUAGUACGGAUAACAACAAUGUUUCUUUUGUUCUCCCUACAUUAUUGCUCCUGCUGCAGAACAAAAGCUACUCCAAGACAUCCCUCCCUGCAGCUGACCACAAGAUGACAGAGUCACCCCAGGAGCCCAGGCCAAGCAGGAACCGCACUGUCUUGCAGUAUGAGCUGAAGCCAGGGGAAAUUGUAUCAGCCAGCAUGGUUUUUGGAGUGCUAUGGCUAAUUUCCAUCUUUGGAAACUCCCUUGUUUGCUUAGUGAUCCACAGGAGCAGGAGGACACAGUCAACCACCAACUAUUUUGUUGUCUCCAUGGCUUGUGCAGAUCUUCUCAUCAGUGUUGGAAGUACACCAUUUGUGCUGCUUCAGUUUACCUCAGGCAGGUGGACACUGGGGAAUGUGAUGUGCCAGGUGGUAAGGUAUAUUCAGUAUUUCACUCCUGGAGUCCAGAUAUAUGUGCUCCUCUCCAUAUGCAUGGAUCGAUUCUACACUAUUGUCUACCCUCUGAGCUUCAAGGUGUCAAGAGAGAAAGCCAAGAAAAUGAUUGUAGCAGCUUGGAUCUUUGAUCUUGCAUUUAUGUCACCAGUUUUCUUUUUCUAUGGCUCCAAUGAGGAUGACCACUGCAACUUUUUUCUCCCAAUUUCUUGGGAAGGAGCCAUCUACAGUACGAUCCAUCUCUUGGUAGUGUUUCUGACCCCAUCCGUCCUCAUUAUCCUAUUCUACCAAAAGGUCAUUAAGUAUAUUUGGAGAAUAGGCACUGAUGGCAGGACUGUUAGAAGGACAAUGAAUAUUGUCCCAAGGACAAAAGUGAAAACUAUCAAGAUGUUCUUAAUGUUAAAUUUAGUGUUUCUCCUGUCCUGGCUCCCAUUUUAUGUGGUACAACUGUGGCACCCACAGGAAACAGACUACAGAAGAAGUUCCUUGGUUUUCAUGGCUAUCACGUGGAUUUCUUUCAGUUCUUCAGCUUCUAAGCCAACCCUGUACUCAAUGUACAAUGCAAACUUCAGAAGAGGGAUGAAAGAAACUUUCUGCAUGUCCUCCAUGAAAUGCUACAGAAGUAAUGCAUACACUAUUACCACCAGCUCAAGGAUAGCAAAAAAAAACUACGUUGGGAUCUCAGAAAUCCCAGCACCAGCCAAAACUGUAACUAAGGACUCAAUCUAUUAUUCAUUUAACAGAGAAGCAAAGGAAAAAAAGCUUGCCUGGCCUAUUCAUUCAAAUCCUCCAAAUACAUUUGUCUAAUUGUUUUAGUAGCUUUGAAAGGUGAUUAUGUACCACCAGAACAAAGAACUUUAUCUCCUUUUUGAACCAAUGUAAACGUACAUGUUUUUACAACAACUUUUAGAGAGGGAGAAAAAAAAAAAGAUAUUUUAUUUUAUUAAAUGCAUUGAUUUUGAUGUAUCUAGUCUAUUUAAUUUCAGCUACAAUUUGCUUUUGUAAGUACUCUCCCUGAAUCACGAACAUAUUUGCAUUUUUACCAAAAAAAAGCUCUUGCAUUUUCUGUGUGUAGGGAUAAAAGGGAAAAAAAAAAACCCACUGCAUGUUUAAAUACAUAAGUACACCCACAGACAUCUCUACAGCCUUUUGUUAUACCCUUAAGAAUACUGCUGCACUAGGGUUUUCCUUCUUGUUCAGACCUCACGGCUAAGAUUUUUGUGUGUGGUAAUCCUGGCAAAACACUGACCUGAUUGAAUUCAGCUAUAAAAUUACCACUGCCUCCGUAGGGUCAGCACUGAGUGCUUUUUCAUAUUCAGCAUUGCACUUCCAGAGAGGUCUAGUGGUAGAAACUGCUUGAGAAAAGUCCUACCCCUAGUCUUGCCCUCCCCAGCUCCUCUCUUGCUACAUCAACCAGGUUGAUGUGCUUGAUGUGCAGCCACAGCAGCAGAGGAGCAGCAUCACCUGAUCUGACCUCACCGCCAACAGUCCCCAAGCAAUAGCAAAAUGCAGUGGGAAGCUCCAACAUUACUUCCCCAGCACUCAGCAACUGGUUUGGAACCAAAAUGCAAAGAACAAAAUUCCUAAGCCAGCCUGGGAGGUGCUUGACUGAUUGUGCAGCUUGCCCAUCCUGAGCUGAAAAAAGCAGACACAUACACAUUGUGGACAUGUAUACCAUGGGUCCAUACCAAUCAUCCUAGAGUAUUUACUUUUGAGGUAAAUUUUGCUUGCUUCAUCUGAAAUACAGAUCUAUUUCUCUCAUUAGGAUUAGGUAAAACCAUCCUCAGUUAUCUGCCAAGAUCUACAAGACUGGAUCAUUAAAUCCACCCAAGAAUGAAUAGAGAUGUUUUUUUUUUAAAACCAGUUUGAAAUGGGUGGCCUUCACAUCAUGCAGUUAUCAAACUCAUUAAGAAGAACUGGAAAGAGCCUGUGUGUUUGAUAUUGACUUAUUUUCCUAAUUGCUAUAGUACUGCCCAAAAGUAAAGCAGCACACUCAGGAAACAUAGAUAACAAGUUAAACACAAAAUAAGGUCAGCACAAACAGCAUUUGGUGAAUUCCCCUCACUUUGAUGGAUCACUGCAGUCACUUUCCCUCUCCCCGGAAAGUUUCCAUGUUGUCUUAUAACAUGGACAAGAGAUUCUUACUGGCUUCAGACCAGCAGUCCUGUUAUUUCUUUUCCACACUGAAGAGUUCAUCCUACUCAGUCAUUUCCAGCACAAAAAGUGCUUCAGACUAGGCUCUGCUUGAACUAUCAUAACGUAGCAGCUAGGGAACUGUCAGGUACCUUGAAGACCAGAUUACCAACAUGCAAUUCAAAAUCCAGUCAUCCCAAAAGCAUUGUGGGCACUUUGAUCUUAGGCAUUCAACUAGGCAGAAGCCAGCUAUGGGGCAGAAAAUAAUAUGCAAGUGUCAGAUAUACCUUCACAUACCCUAUUUCAAAAUCUCUAUCUUUGAAAGAUUCAUCCUCAGUCACAACCUCUUCAGAGAAGAAUUACCUUUUUCUUCUGUUUUCAGAGAAAAUGUGGUGCAACCGGGCCUGAGGCCUGAAAGCCCUGCAGUAACAAAAGUUAAUAGAACAAGAGCAGCAACCACUAAGGGUAUAUUAACCACAGUCAAGCAUCUCCCUUUCCCAUCAGCAGAGAAAAGAAGCACAUGUGUUGUUGAACCCCAGGUGGCAGAAGUGGUCUGGAUGGACUCUAGUGCUGGAAUGUUGGGUAGGGAAACUCCUUUGUUGAGUAAUAUUCCUGCAUGUAUUUCAGAAAUUUUCAUUCUCCCUAGUCUACCACACUAAGCAUGGCUAUAAGAACCCUUACUGUUUGUUGGAACAUUUCCUGUAUAUAUUUCACAAUUUCAAAAAUCCCCAUUAAAUGAAGAUUCAACAUUUCUCAUCAAAGUCUUUAGCAAAAGUCCCCAUGAACUGGGAGGGGAGAAAGCCUAAAAAAUGGACCAUUUUAUUCUGUGUGGUUCAUGUUCCAGGCAAAUUGUUUCUCCUUGAAACAUCAGCAUGUGUUGAUAAGGAGCAGGGCUCAUAUCACUGACACCUUGUGCAGGGGCUGCUACCUUCAGACUUGCUUCUCUAAAGAAAAGGAGGAAGAGAUGAAGCCCACCUCCAAGAUGCCAAAACCUCCUUUGAGACAAAAAGUCUACCAGACAUAAUUUUGAAUAUGAAACCAGAGGAAUGCUUGGGUAUGAAGCCAGAGACUUUCAUGUAACCGCUCCUCUUCUGAAUUGAAAUAUAUUUCCCCACCUUCCAGAAGCUGUAAAGGAGCUAGAGGAGCAGUGAUGUGCUUGAACAUCAGGUAUCUCUGUUCACGUGGAAUCCCUUCCUCUCCCUGUCCCACCAGUCCUGCACACUCAUGCCAGCCCUUGUCCUCUUGGUUUGCUGGUAGCACCAUGUCCCAGACAAGGCUUCCCCCGCAUUCCUGGUAGCUCCCAUUCUCCUCAGGCACGGGACACCAAGACACCAGUAGCUUUGUACCACUGCUGCAGGAGCUAAACAUGGCAUUGUGCUGCAGCAGGGCUGAAGAAGGAAAAUACUUGGCAGCUCGAUAGAUGCUGACUUUAUGCUAGCACAAGGAGAAACCUUUUCCACAUCUUAUUUUUAUAGCAUUGUUUCAGAAGAGGUGAUGUAUUGGUUUGAUAGCACCAGCCAUCAUGUAUCACUUAGUCUGCCAGUGCCCCAGGAGUGCCAGAGACUAAGGCAGGGAGAGGAGAGGGACCUGGAAACUCUAACUGAAAAGCAGCUCAAGUUCAGCUGGAAGACAGAAGAUGAGCUUGCAGGAGUCCCGCCUUCCCAAUGUCAGUUACUCCCAGGACAAAUAAGAACCAACAGCCACAUGAUUUGUGCUUGCUUCUUCCUUGUAGUCGGACCACUGCAGGAGAAACUGUUAGCCAAGUUUUCUCUGCUUCGUACUAUAACAAAAUUGUGCACUUCAGAAGAGUACUGGUCAGGAAAGAAAUUGGAGUGCACUGCUGUUAAUCUUCCUCUCUACCCUUACCAUUUCCAUGUACAACUUCAAAUCAAGCAUUGCAGAAUGACAGCACACACGGAAGAGAUUAUGCUUAGAAGCAUCUUUGACAAUUCUUGCAUUUCUCUCCCUCUAAUAAACUUGAAAUUGCUCCUUUAUAAAAUUCUCACUGAUGUUUGAUAUCAGCUACACACUAAUGAAGACAAAUAACAUGAAGGCUUACAGUAACUGAAAGAAAAUAAUUUUAAUCCACGUUAUCAGGUGAUAUUUCAGGUUAUAGCUGGUGAUAGUAUUCCUGACAGACCAAGACAAAGUGCGUUAACAACAGGCACAUCUUGUUUAUAUGACUUACGUCAUGCAAAGAGAAUGAUUCAGAAAAAAAAAUGCAGGAUAAAUGCAAGCAAUCACAAGAGGCCAUUCAUCAUUCUGCCUACGUUUUUCUUUAUUCAUACUUCCACAAAACUGCAACUGUGUUCAUUCCAAGAGGCAGAAGUUCACGGCAGGAUUAAAACAGACAACCUUUAUCAUCUUUCUCCAGCUUUCAGUCAGCCUUUUUUUUUUUUUUUUAUCUGCCAGCAUGUGUAUACAGUAUCAGCUUCACAGACAAUGCCACUGCGUUAGUGGUUUUGGCCUGAAACAGUGACAACAUUAAGUGACUGCUGCAAAGACACAAGAUUACAUAAGUUCAGAAAGCUGAAAUAGUUAAUUGGCUGUUUCCCAAUCACCCACAGCAAUCCACUGUGGUGUCAACGGUUUAUGGGUGUUUGGCCUUGUUCCGUGACAAAUGGGAUGGGGGACCCACGGGCCCACGCCCCGGGAAAAGGGAGAAGGGGAAAAGGGUAAGGAGAUGGCCCUGAGAGCAAAG
This is a messenger RNA of Numida meleagris (helmeted guineafowl), 7030 nucleotides long. It is a transcript of the gene GPR19, whose product is annotated as G protein-coupled receptor 19. Lineage: Eukaryota; Metazoa; Chordata; Aves; Galliformes; Numididae. Gene Ontology annotation, molecular function: G protein-coupled receptor activity. The coding region runs from base 1750 to 3003 and encodes 417 amino acids. The record is from RefSeq and is a predicted model, not a curated record. The transcript has a single exon. Gene Ontology annotation, biological process: G protein-coupled receptor signaling pathway. Gene Ontology annotation, cellular component: plasma membrane.